This is a messenger RNA of Entelurus aequoreus (snake pipefish), 2096 nucleotides long. Its product is annotated as glutamate dehydrogenase, mitochondrial. The transcript has 13 exons. Gene Ontology annotation, biological process: L-glutamate catabolic process. Lineage: Eukaryota; Metazoa; Chordata; Actinopteri; Syngnathiformes; Syngnathidae. Gene Ontology annotation, cellular component: mitochondrion. Gene Ontology annotation, molecular function: L-glutamate dehydrogenase (NAD+) activity. The coding region runs from base 135 to 1763 and encodes 542 amino acids. The record is from RefSeq and is a predicted model, not a curated record.
AAGCAACCCCACCGGAGAUGUCAUCCCCCACUCGGCCGGAGGUCAGAACUCGGUGAGGAGCGUCUCUCGUCCAAAGCCCCGACGCCGUCUCCUGUCGCCCUUUCACUCCGAAUUGUCUCCGCUCGCCCGCCGCUAUGUACCGCUACCUCGGAGAGCUGCUGAGCCGCUCGGCGGGCAGCGCCCUGGCCUCGGGCUGCGUGGACUCGGCUCUGCCGGCGUCCGCCUCCCUGCUGCGGGUGCGCCGCUACGCCGACGCGGCGGAGCAGCCCGACGACCCCAACUUCUUCCGCAUGGUGGAGGGCUUCUUCGACCGCGGCGCCGCCAUCGUGGAGGACAAGCUGGUGGAGGACCUGCGGACCCGCGAGACCCCCGAGCAGAAGCGGCACCGCGUCCGCGGCAUCCUGCGCAUCAUCAAGCCCUGCAACCACGUCCUGAGCGUCUCCUUCCCCAUCAAGCGGGACAACGGCGAGUGGGAGGUGGUGGAAGGUUACCGCGCCCAGCACAGCCAGCACAGGACGCCCUGCAAGGGAGGUAUCCGAUACAGCACAGACGUGUCUGUGGACGAGGUGAAAGCUUUGGCCUCUCUGAUGACCUACAAGUGUGCUGUUGUUGAUGUGCCGUUUGGAGGAGCCAAGGCCGGAGUGAAGAUCAACACCAAGAAUUACUCUGAUAACGAGCUGGAGAAGAUCACCAGGAGAUUCACCAUCGAGCUGGCCAAGAAGGGCUUCAUCGGACCCGGCAUCGACGUCCCGGCUCCAGACAUGAGCACAGGCGAGCGGGAAAUGUCGUGGAUCGCCGACACGUACGCCAACACCAUCGCGCACACUGACAUCAACGCGCACGCCUGCGUGACGGGAAAGCCCAUCAGCCAGGGCGGCAUCCACGGCCGCAUCUCGGCCACCGGCCGCGGAGUCUUCCACGGCAUCGAGAACUUCAUCAACGAGGCGUCCUACAUGAGCAUGCUGGGCCUGACGCCCGGCUUCAAGGACAAGACCUUCAUCGUCCAGGGUUUUGGUAACGUGGGUCUGCACUCCAUGAGGUACCUGCACAGGUACGGAGCCAAGUGCGUGGGCGUGGGCGAGAUCGACGGCUCCAUCUACAACCCAGACGGCAUCGACCCCAAGCAGCUGGAGGACUACAAGCUGCAACACGGCACCAUCGUGGGCUUCCCAGGUGCCAAGCCUUACGACGCCAACAUCCUGGAAGCCGACUGCCACAUCCUGAUCCCGGCCGCCGGGGAGAAGCAGCUGACGCGUCACAACGCCCCCAAAAUCAAGGCUAAGAUCAUCGCUGAGGGCGCCAACGGUCCGACGACCCCCGACGCCGACAAGGUGUUUCUGGCCAACAAAGUCAUGGUCAUCCCGGACAUGUACCUCAACGCCGGCGGCGUGACGGUGUCUUAUUUCGAGUGGCUGAAGAAUCUCAACCACGUCAGCUACGGACGCCUGACCUUCAAAUACGAGCGAGACUCCAACUACCACCUGCUCAUGUCCGUGCAGGAGAGUCUGGAGAGGAAGUUCGGCAAGCAGGGAGGACCCAUCCCCGUCGUGCCCACCGCCGACUUCCAGGCCAGGGUCGCUGGUGCCUCUGAGAAGGACAUCGUUCACUCUGGUCUGGCCUACACCAUGGAGAGAUCUGCCAGGCAAAUCAUGCGCACGGCCGCCAAGUACAACCUGGGCCUGGACCUGCGGACGGCCGCCUACGUCAACGCCAUCGAGAAGGUUUUCAAGGUCUACAACGAGGCCGGGCUCACCUUCACAUAAGCACGCUUACUUAACUUCCCGGUCACCCUCAUAGUCGUCUGCCCCCUCCACAACAUAUCACAGCGUCUGCGGCCCUGCUGCUCUUUGCUUAGAUCGCUUGAAAAACAACAACAAAGUAGACGCUGCCUCCUCGCCUUGUAAUAAACCUUCUUUGUUUCCCGCGUAGAAACAGCAAGUUCGAACAAACAUGUCCGUCAUGUCCUAUUUUCAUGUUUUUUUGUGAGUGUGUGGUUUUGAGCCCACAACACUGCAGAUGCCUUAAAGAUUAAAAGGAACUUAUCAUUUUGUCAUAAGAAAAAAAAAAUCAUUAUUUUAAUUUUUUUUUUUGAGUUA